This is a messenger RNA of Paramormyrops kingsleyae, 1596 nucleotides long. It is a transcript of the gene snn, whose product is annotated as stannin. Gene Ontology annotation, cellular component: mitochondrial outer membrane. Lineage: Eukaryota; Metazoa; Chordata; Actinopteri; Osteoglossiformes; Mormyridae. The record is from RefSeq and is a predicted model, not a curated record.
GUGAUAUCAUUUCCUGAAAUGUGGAGGCUGGUGGACGCCCUCUUGGUCUUGUUCGUCUGCCACUAGCGCUGCUCCGACUGCAGAGACGCCGAUAUACAAUAGCAGAGCACCGGGACGGGGGAGGAAAGGGGGUGGCUUCAGAAAGUAAAACAACGAGCGGGUUUUCCCCGAAAACUUGAAGCGCAUUCGGCGAUCGGCAUGGAUCCAGCAGGGAUCCGUGAGGGGGUUUUAAUUAUCGUCAGAUCGCACAGAUGAAGAGCAAGGCUGCGGCCGCCGUGUAAAACAAAUUAUAUUGCCUAUAUUCUUUCUGGAAGACAGGAUGUCACAAGGUGACCGGUGAGGAGAGGAACAUCCAGACUGAAACCCGAGAGACUGUUAAGAGAGAUUUCCCCGCCAGAGCUCCGUUGUGACCAUGUCGAUCAUGGACCAUAGCCCCACCACGGGGGUGGUGACGGUCAUCGUCACCCUCAUCGCCAUCGCCGCUCUGGGCGCCCUGAUCCUGGGCUGUUGGUGCUACCUGCGUCUACAGCGUAUCGGGCAGCCGGAAGAUGAGGAGAGCAUCGUGGGCGAGGGUGAGACGAAGGAGCCCUUUCUGCUGGUUCAGUAUUCUGCCAAAGGACCACGAGUUGAGCACAAGACCAAACUCACCCCUAAUGGCACCGAGAAUCUCAGCUAAAAGGGCCCUCGAUCUCUCAUAGUUACACAUUCAGCUGCAGUGUAAACCAGGUCUGUUACAUUCCAUCUCACAUGACAUUGGCAAUAUACAUUAUUUAACAACUUUUUAGUUCAUGAAUUACAGAAGAGCAAAGCUUUGGUUCCAUUUCAAGUUUAUGAAUGUGGUCGACAGAAUGAGCGCAUGCACUGAACAAACCUUAUUUUUGUUGUUGUCAUUUUCUGAGCCUCCGAUUUAAAAAACGGAUGUUCUUUAUUCACCUGAGCCUAUCCAUAAUGUGAAGUUGUGAAUACCCUUGUACACGUAAUCUUAUUUAUUCUGCAAUUUGUACACAACUAAACUUCAAGGAAAUGUUACAGGAACUUGGAGGGUUUAGUUACUUGCUUAUCGUUAUAAAUAAUACACAGUAUGUGUUGGAGAUGAUGGUUUCAUAGUUCUGAGGUUUGACUUAAAUGCCUAUGAGAUGGUGUGAUUGGCCAGCGAGGUUUUAAAUAUGCAUAAGUGGUGCCAGGAAGCCACUGGAAACACUGGAACUUAUGAAGGAUUUCUUCAAAGUGCACUUUCAUAGAGCACUGCGGAAAGCAUCCAGAAUGUUCGUGUUUACCGUUAUUGUGGCUGAGCGAAAGAGGAAGUUCCUAUUAAAAAACUCCAGUUUUAUAGGCCUGAUAUUUUGUUUAUAUUGUAAAGGAAGUGACAUAGAACUUCAUUUGUCUUGUAUAGUUCAUAUCUGUGUGUUUUUGCUAUAGAUCUUCUUGAAUUAUGUAUUUAUUACUUUUGUCAUUUCCAUUUGUAAGUUGAAGAGAAAUUCUGAUUAAGUAAAAGAGUUUAUUUUUGUAUGCUGCUCCGGGUCAUUUGCCAAUGGAUUACACUCCGAGAAGGAGUUUAUUUUCGGACAUGCAGAAGGUGUGGGGGUGGGAUGAGGA